AUGCGGUUAGCGGUCGUAUUAGCCACCAUCUACACGGCGAUUGCGAUGCCAUCGCGACGGAAUGAGUCUUCAUCAGAAUCGAUGGAAGACUAUGAGGAUGGUGAGACAUGGGAAUGCGGUACGGACGCCUUUAGCAAGUACAUCAGCGAGAAUCAAAUCGAACUCGAUUGUCCACACUCAUGUAAAGCUAGGAAAUCGUACAAGUUUGUCAUUUGUGGGACCAUAGUCGUCACUAAAGGGUCGAAAGUAUGCAAUCAAGAAAACAGUCCCCUAUUUUGCGGUAUGGUUCGAGAAUUCGGUCUCGAGGCGUAUCUUCGAUCAGGAAAUAACACUUCCUCUAAUGCUACACUAAUUGAAGAACCGCAGGAACCCACUAAACUAGCGACCGCUAACCGUUCCAAACACGACUCUAAUGAUUACGAUUACGAAUCGGCAGUAAGCGUUAACGACACAGUCGCCGAAAACUCACAUUUGAAAGGCGUUGAUCUCUUGGAUGGCAUACUGAAAUCACAUCAAUAA
Cooperia oncophora is the source of this 519-nucleotide messenger RNA. NCBI's taxonomy places the organism in Eukaryota, Metazoa, Nematoda, Chromadorea, Rhabditida, Trichostrongylidae. The record is from the annotation of a GenBank genome assembly.